UAAAAGUUAUUUGGUGUUAUUAUUUUUAUAUGAGCCGAAUUUCUUAAAAUAUUGUUUAUUUUAAAUAAUCGACUUUUUUAAAUUUUAUUGCUAAAUGACGAAUUGACAGUUUACCAGUUACUAUUUUAAUAUCAAGAAAUCUGAGAGUGUUUCUAUUUUUUCACUGUCAAAAUUUAUUGGAUUUUGGCUCUUCAAAAUUGGGCGUUAAAUCUGGUUUACAAUGGCAGUUACUUCAAAUCCAUCAUCAUACGAUUCAAGAACGGAAUUUAAAAUUAAAAAUGUACCAGAGGAUGUUAUAUCAGCUCUUAAAUUUGGUCCCAGCUCGAACCAAUUUCUACUGGUUUCCUCUUGGGAUUGCUCUGUUCGUUUAUACGAUGUUGCAGCUAAUAGCAUGAGACAUAAAUAUAAUCACAAAUUGCCAGUUCUGGAUGUUUGUUUUAGUGAUGCUGUACAUUCUUUUAGUGGUGGAUUAGAUAAAACAUUAAUUCAAUAUGAUUUCAACACUAAUUCUGAGACAGUGAUUGGCGUUCAUGAAAAGACAAUACGAUGCGUCGAGUUUGCAAGCGAUAUAAAUUGUGUACUGACAGGUAGCUGGGAUGGUACAGUUAAAAUUUGGGACACUAGACUUGCUCAGUGUGUUGGUUCCUACCCACAGAGCGAUGCAGUUUAUACAAUGAAUGUUGUUGGAGAAAAACUGGUUGUAGGAACAGCUGGAAGAAAAGUUCUUAUUUGGGAUUUGAGAAACAUGGCAGUUUCUCAACGUCGUGAUUCGUCAUUAAAAUAUCAAACUAGAGCUAUAAAAUGCUUUCCAAACAAACAAGGUUAUGUCAUGAGCUCAAUUGAAGGGCGAGUGGCUGUUGAAUAUUUAGAUCCAAACACUGAAGUACAAAAGAAAAAGUACGCUUUUAAGUGUCAUCGAGUUAAAGAUGGUGGCAUAGAGUAUAUAUAUCCUGUGAAUGCAAUCAGUUUUCAUACGGGCUAUAAUACAUUUGCAACUGGAGGAUCUGAUGGUUUUGUGAAUAUAUGGGAUGGCUUCAAUAAAAAGCGUUUGUGUCAGUUCCAUGAAUAUGAUACAUCAAUUUCUUCACUUAGUUUUAGUGCAGAUAAUUCGUUGUUGGCAAUUGGCUGUUCAUACUUAAAUGAAUUGGAAACUUGUCCUGAUCCCAUACCAGAGCCGGCAAUAUUUGUUCGGCAUAUUCAAGAACAAGAGGCAAAACCCAAAAUUAUUAAAUCAGAGUAA
Messenger RNA from Ctenocephalides felis (cat flea), 1240 nucleotides. It is a transcript of the gene Bub3, whose product is annotated as mitotic checkpoint protein BUB3. The transcript is spliced from 3 exons. Gene Ontology annotation, cellular component: bub1-bub3 complex; mitotic checkpoint complex; kinetochore. The record is from RefSeq and is a predicted model, not a curated record. NCBI's taxonomy places the organism in Eukaryota, Metazoa, Arthropoda, Insecta, Siphonaptera, Pulicidae. Gene Ontology annotation, molecular function: ubiquitin binding. Gene Ontology annotation, biological process: mitotic spindle assembly checkpoint signaling. Bases 221 to 1240 code for a protein of 339 amino acids.